UGUUUCAGUUGCACGCAGUGUUUGACUGGUUGGAAACGCGAGAAAUGCGAUCUGAUCGAUUGUGUACAUGGAGAGCCGGAUAACUCAGAACAAAAGUGCAUUUGCGAGCGACCGUACAGUGGUCAGUUUUGCGAAGCCCUGCAAACUGCUGACGUUUAUUCCUAUUACAACCACAAGGUGGUAGCGCUUGGACCAAUUGGUGCGCUAUCAAUAAUACCGCUCCUGAUUAUUUUAUACGGAUGCGAACGGACAGAAAAAUUUCGACAAAUUCGACGUGUUGAAAAGCAACUGUACGUACAAAAUAUCGUUGCCAACCGCCGUAAUAUAUCCACACUGCUUACUUCCAAAACCAAAACAAUAAACGCUUAG
Molecule: messenger RNA, 369 nt
Organism: Gongylonema pulchrum
Lineage: Eukaryota; Metazoa; Nematoda; Chromadorea; Rhabditida; Gongylonematidae
Source: the annotation of a GenBank genome assembly